Perkinsus marinus ATCC 50983 is the source of this 1030-nucleotide messenger RNA. Its product is annotated as Gastricsin precursor, putative. NCBI's taxonomy places the organism in Eukaryota, Perkinsozoa, Perkinsida, Perkinsidae. Gene Ontology annotation, molecular function: aspartic-type endopeptidase activity. The annotation marks the transcript as partial. The transcript has a single exon. Gene Ontology annotation, biological process: proteolysis. The record is from RefSeq and is a predicted model, not a curated record.
CUCUCUACCUAUACCCGGAUCGGAGUGGGACAUCUGGAUUUGACGGAUCCCUACUUUUGGGUGGUGGCAGUCCCCGGGUGUACAAGGGUCCUUUACGUUUUGUACCAAUAGUCUCAUCUGAUAGUUGGGCAGUAAUGCUGAGCUCUGUCCAGGUUGGUAGUGGGCAUACGACUAUUGGUAUUAAACAACACCUACUCCUAGAUACUGGAAGUAACAACAUGUAUGUUCCGAAACUCUAUUUCAGCUCACUUCUAAGAGAUAUCAGCCAGCAAGCAAGCCAAGCGGCUAAGACUGAGGUGAGAAUCAUUUAUCAACCAAGACAUGGUGUAUGGGCCAUCAACUGUGCUUAUCGCAAGUUCAUGCCGAGCAUUACUUUUGGACUACAAGCUCCAGACGAAGACGUGUUGAUUACCAUUGAUGGGUGGAGCUAUGUCCCGAUGCGAUCCGGAAUAUGUUAUCUCCAAGUUCGAUCUACGGCCGAUGACAUAUGGAUCCUUCCCGACUACACGCUAGUCGGAAAUUACCUCGAGUUUCAAGCAGCCCAGAAUCGUAUUGGCAUUGCCAAGUUAUCUUUGCCUUAGUCCUUGUUGAAGGCUUCGCACCGUGCGAUGAGAUAUUAUUAUGGUUUGUAUUUCGAAAGGUUAGAUCUAUGCGGUCUUGGGAUAUCUUAUGUGAGUUUUCAAAUGGUACUUAUUCCUUGGUGCACACUACUUCAAUGCAUCAUGGUCGAUAACUGGUCGAAAUUUUAUGGUCGAAAUAACAUCAAUUACUAUGAUGUCAAGUUGGUCCGUAGAUUCCUAUGAGCGGAAUUUUCAAUGGUUCAAUAGGAAGAGAAGAAUAUUCCUCUCACCAUAGCUUUCAUCGACGUUUUGUUGAGUGCCCCAGGCAUUCUGCCGAUCAUAUCUGAUUGUAAACCAUCUGUGAGAGUAAUCUCAACGAAAUGCCAGAUUUAUGUAACAGGAUUUGGUCAGCCAUUCCGUUACUGCUAUAUCGGAUGGCUCUCGCUUGAAUGGUAUACACAACGAGUCAC